AUGCAGAGAGUCCUGGAGACGCUGGGGAAGAUGGGCAGUGAAAUGGUGGAGCUGAAACAUCGGGUAUCCGAGCAAAACGACAUGAUCAGGAAGUUGAACGCCACUGUCUACAAGCAAAGCACCAUCAUUCAAGGACAGGAAGAUCUCAUCCGAGGCUUGGAGGUCCAAGUCCAGGAAUCCAAGGAAGAGUUUCAACGCAAGAGCGAUGAGCACGACGCGGAAUUAAAACGGGGACAUCGGGAUCUUCAGAGAGAGGUUGCCGCUGUGAAAGAGCAAUUGGCCCAGCUCACGCAGAACCUGAAUGCUUCGGGGGAGGUGACUCUGUCGAGCGGCACUCGAGCAACGUUUGCCGACAUUGCGCGUACACUGCCAGCGAGCCCGCCGACCAGUCUAUCCAGCGUAGCUGUCCCAAGAAAGCAGCAGACAGCCAGCGAUCCUCUCCACUGUACCAUCGACACAUCUCGCGUCAGCGAGUCGAAGAAGAACAACGCGCAAAUCGGAUCAAUUCGCCAGGCCAUCGAGACUGAGAUGAGAGCGAUGAACGGACAAGAGACCUGGAGAGACGAAGCCGAGCUUCAGAUGGUCAAAGAGGCUGCGCAGAAGACAGCCGUGGAAGGUUCGCGAGUUAUGCGAGACCAGCUGUAUCCGGUCCGAGUCGACAACGCCAACCGCACAGCAAUCCUGACGCGGAAGAUUUCCUGGUUGAGCAAACGAGAGUCUGGCAAAGCGUACGGAUCCAUGGUGGUGUAUGUCACCAAGAAACGCGACGCAGAAAGGCUUCUGGAAGGGUACUACUUUGACCUAGCGGGAGAGUCAGCCACCACCUAUGUAUUCGAGCCAAGAACGGGACCAAUCCAAUGCUUCAACUGCCAGGAGAUCGGUCACAAAGCAUAUUCAUGCAAGAAACAGCGGACAUGCGGCAAGUGCGCAAACGUUGGGCAUCACCACCGGGAAUGCACCGCGAUUGAACCAAAAUGUGUCCCGUUGAUGCUUGAGUCCCUCCGCAUCCUACAGCUGAAUGCACACAAGAGUGAUGUGGUGCAGCAGAGUCUGAUGAACGACGAAGACCUAAAGGAUUUUGCCGCACUGGCUAUAUCUGAGCCACAUGCGCGCAAUAUCGACGGAAAGGUGGUGACGAGUCCUACGGGACACCAUAACUGGACAAAGAUGAUACCGACGUGUGUUCGUGAUGGCCUAUGGCCGAUUCGCAGCAUGCUCUGGAUCCGAAAACUAUUGCGCGACGUGAUCGAUCGCUUCCGCAAUGGGACAGGGAGACGUACCGAUGUGGUUUUGGCGGGGGACUUCAACCGCCACGACCUCCUCUGGGGCGGAGAUGAAGUGUCAGCGAGCAGACAAGGGGAGGGCCAGCCCAUCAUUGACCUGAUGGACGACUUUGGUCUUAGCAGCCUUCUCCCGAGAGGAACGAAAACGUGGCAAAGGUCGGACGAGGAGAGCACCAUCGACUUGGUGCUGGCAUCGGCGGAACUGGCGGACGAGUUGACAUCCUGCGUGAUUCAUCCAACAGAGCACGGAUCAGACCAUAGAGCGAUCCAGACGACCUUCGACAUUCGAGUGCCGGAGCGUACCUUUCCGCAGCGCCUGAUGCUCAAGAACGCGCCGUGGAUCGCCAUCGCAACCAGGGUCGAGGACGAGCUUCGGCCUCUUCCGUGGACUGUGGGGGUGCAGACGCAGGCGGAUCAGCUCAUGCGGGUGGUCACCAAGGCGCUUCGAGAUCUGACUCCUCGAGCCCAGCCGCCGCCAUACGCGAAGCGAUGGUGGACAAAGGACCUGACGCGACUCCGUCGGACGUACACGUAUUGGCGCAAUCAACGCGCCAAGGAGGCUGCGAAGGAGUACCACGACAAUUUGCGGAGACAAAAGAAGGCCCAUUGGGAUGACUUCGUCAUCGAAGGGAGCAACAUCUGGAGGGCUGCCAAGUAUCUGAAGCCUGGUACGGAGAUGACGGAUGACAAGGUGCCCCCGCUGAAGAGAGCCGACGGUUCGAUCACCGAAAGCAAGGGCGAGCAAGCCGAGGAACUCCUGAGCACCUUCUUUCCGCCUCUGCCAACGAGGAUCGAGCCGGAGGGUGAACGUCCGCAGAGAGAAGAAAUAGCCAUGCCAGACCUCACCUUGCAAGAGAUUGAGGAGAAGGUGAUGGCGGCGAAGCCCUGGAAAGCGCCUGGUGAGGAUGGCCUUCCUGCGAUCGUGUGGAAGAAGCUCUGGCACGUGGUCAAGCACCGGAUCAUCCCUCUGAGGAAACCAGAUAAAGGAGACUACACCCUGGCCAAGGCGUGGCGACCGAUUUCUCUCCUGUCGACGCUUGGCAAGAUUCUGGAGGCAGUCGUCGCGGAACGUAUCAGCUAUGCAGUCGAGGCUCAAGGGCUUUUGCCCGCGAACCACUUUGGUGCACGGAAGCGCAGGUCCGCAGAUCAAGCACUCGUGCUUCUGCAGGAGCGAAUCUACAAGGCCUGGAGAACGGGCAGAGUGCUCAGCCUCAUCAGCUUUGACGUCAAAGGCGCAUACAACGGAGUGUGCAAAGAGCGAAUGCUCGAAAGGAUGAAAGCCCGAGGCAUCCCGAACCUGGUGCAAAGACGGAUCAGUAAUAACGGUGGCUCCAUCGCCUUCGUGGACGAUUACUCUGCCUGGGUCACGGGGCCAACGGCAGAGUCAAACAGAGAUGAGAAGACAUCCUUCAUCCACUUCACACGCAUCGCGGAGCGUGACAGCGACCUGCCUCUCAUCAUCAAAGGAAACGAUGUCAAGCCGAAGAGCAACGUGAAGCUGUUGGGAGUCAUCAUGGACAAAGCGCUUCGCUUCAAGGAACACAUCGCCAGAGCGGCCGCCAAGGGGCUGGCCGCGGCCAUGUGUUUGAAACGACUGAAGAUGGCUUCGCCACGGAUGGCGAGGCAACUGUUCGUCGCGACCGUGGCGCCAGCCAUGGACUAUGCCUCAAACGCUGUCACGGGAGGCUUCCGCACGGUGGCAACGGCAGUGGCCGAGGCCGAGGCCGGCGUGCAAUCGUUCCGAGAACGGCUCAAACUGAACAGGAGGUAUGCGUCGCCAAUGCAGAAGCUCGCCUCGGCGAUGGGAAGAAUAGAUACCAAGCGCCUGGAAGUCAUCCACGAGUUCGCACUGGCGCCGUGGGACGAACGAGUGCAGGCAACGGAUGAGACAGACCGAGUGGAGGUGCUGAAGUCGGAUGACCCGGAGGACAUCACUAUUGCGACGUCCAGCUCGCAAAGGAAAGGCAAGGUCGGGUUGGGAGGCGUCGUUCGGGAUGCUUCCCGCGACAGCGUAGACGAAGUGCUGGCCAGCUACUCCGUCACUCUCGGCUCCAGUGAUGAGCAGAAUGCCUACACAGCAGGACUCGAGGCAAUCGCCACGGCUCUGAGUCAUCGGGCGGCCACGGCAACAGUCUGGUCAGUGCACGAUACGGGCGAUAUACGGAUCUGUUGA
Messenger RNA from Hirsutella rhossiliensis, 3456 nucleotides. RefSeq names its product endonuclease-reverse transcriptase domain-containing protein. The record is from RefSeq and is a predicted model, not a curated record. The transcript has 12 exons. NCBI's taxonomy places the organism in Eukaryota, Fungi, Ascomycota, Sordariomycetes, Hypocreales, Ophiocordycipitaceae. The coding region runs from base 1 to 3456 and encodes 1151 amino acids. Gene Ontology annotation, molecular function: nucleic acid binding; catalytic activity; zinc ion binding.